Molecule: messenger RNA, 5085 nt
Organism: Miniopterus natalensis
Lineage: Eukaryota; Metazoa; Chordata; Mammalia; Chiroptera; Miniopteridae
Source: RefSeq, a predicted model, not a curated record
UGUGAAAGCCAAUAUUUUUAGAUAUGACUGAACAUGGGCUUGCACUUACUCUUACUGAAAUACCUUCUACAGCUCCAGUUAUCAACGGGAAUCCCAUGUAUCAGCUGGAAAGUUAUCAUUUGAACACCACUAACGGAACACAGUAUACAACUAAUUAUUCACAAAUAAUGACUCAUCCCAAGAGAUAUACCACAUGGAAUUAUUGUCCUCAAUACUUGAUACAACAAAUUGUGUUCAUGCAAGUUAACCCUGGAGAGAUCCUCACCAUCAAGUCUGAUGAUGGGAACAUUCAGAAUAUUCAAGGACCAGCUGAUGUACCUCUGAUGUCAACAAGUGGUAUUUUGCCACCAAUAUAUCUUCCUCCUGGUUACACAUCUCAGGUGGUGGAAGAAAAUGGGAUUCACAAAAUUGUCAUUGUACCUCAGGCAAUUGACUAUAACAUUGCCAUACCUGCUCCUAUACCACAAAUAUCACACUUCAUCACACCAGCCAUUACUAUGUAUCCACAAGCCCCUCAGUUGAUAUAUCUCUCAGCUCAAGGAGAAUUUCCACCACCUUACAUCCAAGAGCCUGUGCCACAGCAGCUGCCACCACCACCACCACCACCACCAUUUAUAUACCACGAGCAGAAUGAAACCUAUUCCCAUGGAAGAACAAAUUAUAACCAACUUGAUGAAAGGGCUGCAAAAAUGGGAGAACAUAUGAAGAAAAAUAUGAGAGAACUCCAAUUUGGUGAACAUAGGAAUAAUAGCUAUAUGCUUAACAACACCUCUUUGCUUGUGAGCAAAACUAAUGAUUUUUCCAGAAUUCCUAUUACUCCAAGCACUUACACUGUGGACUAUGCUCCAAGCACCUACACUGUUGACAAUACUUCAAGCAUUUACACUGUGAGCAAUGCUCCCAGCAUCUACACUAUUGACAAUACUUUGACUACCUACACUAUGGACAAUGCUCCACUCACUUACAUUGUUGACAGUACUUCAAGCAUCUACACUGUGGACAAUACUUUGAGUACUUACACUGUGGAAAAUGAUCCAUGCACCUACACUGUGAACAGUGCUCUGAGAAGCUACACUGUUGACAAUACUUUGAGCACUUACACUGUGGACAGUGUUCAGAAUACCUACACCAUAAACAAUACUCCAAGUACCUAUACUGUGAAUAAUAAUCUGAACAUUCACGCUGCUGACCAUAUUCACAGUACUUACACUGUUGAUAACCCUCUAAGCACUUAUAUCACUGACAAUACUCCCAGCAAUUCUACUGACCAUGCUCCUAGUAUUUCCACUACAGAUGCUGCUCUGCAUCUUUCUACUAAUGAUAGCAUCUCCAUCCCUUCCAGCAUGAAUUAUGCCCACAAGACUUCCACCUUUGACAAUACACCCAGAUCAUCACCUAUUAUCAGUACUCCAAGCUCUUCCAUUUCAGACAGUGUUCCCAACACUCCCAUCUUUGAAAAUGUUCUCAAUAUAUCUGCAAUUGAUGGUGCUCUCAGUACUUCCAAUGCAGCCAGCACAUCCAACACUGCCAAUGCUCAUGUUGACAUUAGUCAUGGAAAAAAACAGAGUGCUAUGAGAAGCAAAGAUAUCAAGCAGAAACCAGGUGGAAAACAAAGCAAGAGCCCAUCAUCAAAGGCAGCAGAAAGAGAAUGCAGAACAGAACAUGGAAAGUCAUGCUGUUUUAGCAUUGAGAAACCUGUAGUUUCUGAUAUUCAAACAAGAUCUGCUAUUAUUUCAUGGAAACCACAUAGUUCUGAGAAAUGUAAUCAUGCUAAAUCUCCUGUAACAUUUGAAUUGGCAGUAUCUAACAGCAGUAAAAAUGGAAAAUAUAAAAAUGUGUAUAUUGGUGAUGGAGUUACAUUUACUCUACUUGAGCUACAACCAUCCAUGGCCUAUUUUGUAAGAAUUACAACCAUAAGAGGCUCAGCACACAAAACUGUGUCUGAAGUGGUUAGCUUCACAACUCCAGGUUGCGAACCAGACCCUCCUCUUGCACCCACACUGAUUAACCGAUCCAAGAGCAGCCUGAAUUUACAGUGGAAAGGUUCCAAUGAUAAUGGUUCCAAAAUAAACAGCUUCCUUUUGGAAUGGGAUGAGGGCAAAGGUGAAGACUUCAAAAUUUGCUAUAUGGGAACAAUGAAACAGCACAAGAUCCUUAAACUGAAUGCUUCUACAAAAUAUUCAUUCAGAUUAGCUGCCAAAAAUAACUUUGGUUUGAGUGAUUUCAGUGAUCUAGCAGUCUUCCAUACAUCAGGAAAUAUGCCUCCAACACCUUUACCCCCUAAGCUAAAAGAAGCAGGAAUCUGUAAUUUGUCACUAGAAUGGUGUGCCCCAACUAACACAAACCUAAAUGACAGCCUUACUUAUAUACUAGAAAUGGAGGAAGCAGGAUCUGGGUUGGGUUUUAAACCUAAAUACAAUGGACAAGACCUCUCAUGCACUAUAAGAAAUCUUCAGAGAAGUACUGCAUACAAGUUUAGGAUCAUUGCCUGCAAUAUGGAGGGAAGGAGUAACCCCAGUGGAGAAGUAAAAUAUACUACCUGUCCAGAUAAGCCUGGAUCCCCUACAAAACCAUAUAUAAAGGGAAAGAUCCAUGCACAUAGAGUAAAAAUUGGAUGGGAACCACCCAAAGAUGAUGGUGGGACAUACAUUUUAAGUUACAGUUUAGAAGUUAGUGAAAACUCAAAUGUGAAUUUCUGGAACAUAAUCUACAAUGGAAUCACAAGGGAAUUUCUGUAUGAUCACCUGCAACCUGGUACUACAUAUAAACUGAGAGUCUUUUGCACUUCCUCUAUAGGUCAAAGCCAGCCUUCAGACAUACUGACUAUUCAAACACCUACUCUUUCUCCCGCAUCUUGCUGUCCUCCACCAUUGAAUGGUAAAGCAAAGUCCAAACAAAUCAACAUCCAGUGUGACAAUCCUCCUAUUAAUGGAAACUCUGAAGCAGUUGCAUAUGCCAAAAAGGCAAAAGAGAACCAAGAUGAAACACAAGAGCUCUCUGGCUCCAAAUUGAGACCCACAUUCGGAUCUCAUUCAACAAAGUAUGAAACUAUGCCAGGCCCAAGCCCUCCUUCUCAGUGUGGUACACCUGUGCUUGCCUGCAGAGGUUCAACCUGUGUUGUUGUUAGUUGGGGAAUUCCUGUAUGCAAUGGUGCUGAAAUCACUAAUUAUAGACUAGAGUGGGGACAAAUUGAAGAAUCGAUGCACUUGAUUUACACUGGCCCUUGUCUGAACUAUGAAGUUAAAGGUCUCAUUCCAGCAACUACGUAUUUUUGCAGAGUUCAGGCUGUAAAUAUAGUUGGAGUUGGAAUGUUUGGAGGAACUGGCACAGUAACCACACCAGCAACUGUGCCAGCAAUAGUACCAAAGUUACAUGAAGUUAAAAACAAAGUUUCUGCCAAAUUGGCAUCAUCUUGCAUUGCUAUUCAGUGGGAGGAACCAGAUUGCCAUGGCUCUCCAAUCACUGGAUAUAACAUUCACUAUGGAGACAGAAAAAUGUUGACUGUUGGUAGAGUAACAGAGUGUCUUCUGAAAAAUCUACAGCCUGACACCACAUACAAAAUCAGAAUUCAAGCUAUCAAUUAUUAUGGACUAAGCCCUUUUAGCCAAUCAAUAAGAACCAAAACCAAGCCACUACCACCUGAGCCUCCACAUCUUUACUGUGUGGUCUAUGGACACCAGAGCCUCAAAUUGAAGUGGGGUAACUCUUCAAGCAAAGGGUUACUUUCCAACCUUAUAAGCUACAAUUUGUUAAUGGGAGAUCAAUCUGGCAGAUUUUCUAUCAUUUACCAUGGAUCUAGUCAGACUCACAAAGUGCAAAGAUUGAGUGAAUAUACUCAAUACAAAUUUAAAAUCCAGGCAUGUAAUGAAGCUGGUGAGGGACCACUGUCUGGUAUCUAUACUUUCACUACAACCAAAACUCCACCAGCCACACUUAAAGCACCUAAAUUACAUCAGGUGAAUAGCAAUAUUUGUGAGGUCAAAUGGGAGUCUUUGGAGCCAAUAAAAGGAGAUCCCAUUGUUUACAGCCUUCAACUCAUCAAUGAAAAAGGAACUCUCCUGAUUUACAAAGGACCAGACACUUCAUUCUCCUUUUCCAACUUUCUCACAAAUUCACAUUAUCGCUUCAAGGUCUGCGCCGGACGCCAAUAUCAGAAUUCUGCUGGGUUACAACAGCUCUGGGGACCGUAUAGCCCCAGUGCUCUCUUCUCAACUCAUAAGCAACAGCUAGGGACUGGCAAAGGCGGUGAAGGAAAGGGGGCAAGCUGCCCUAGUGAAGAUAAAGAUGAAAAGCCCAGGAUAGAGAUGAGCAAUGAUAUGUGUAUUCUACUCCUUAUGAUAAGAUUUGCACUAGUUACCAUUCUGUGUGCUGUUGCAGUUCAACACUUCCUAAUCAACUAAUGUAUUUUUAUGCAUUUUUAUCUUCUUAGGAAGUUCUAAAACAAAUUACAUCAUAUAUAGAAAUUGAUAAAUACAUCUCUGUUCUUACUUAGAUGUAAAUCUCAUUUGGUAGAAAUUCUUACAUUUACCUGACAGCAAAAGAACUACUUUACAUUCAAGAAAUUCAUUGUGACAGACAAGAUAUCUUUAGAAAACAGGUCUAUUUUAAAUUUGAGAAUUUUAGCAACAAAACACUUUCACUAUUAUGUAAAAAUAUCUAAAACCUCUCAGGAAAACUAUUCCCUACCUUAAUUUUCAAAUGAAUAUUUUUUUUAACUUUUUAGAAGUAUGAGAGGAUAACAAUAUUUUGGGAUUUUAUUUAGAGCAAAGUGGGAAAAAUCAAUUCUACAUGUCAACUUACAUUCAUAUGAAAUAAUAAAAAAGUAUCUACCAACCUUCUGUACUGUAAUUUUUUUCAAAGAAAUAUAUUCGGGUGUUUGGCUUGUGCCCUGGUUACUUUGGUAGUGGGGAGUAGAAGUAAGGAUGUGAGAGUCAUUUUAUAUCAUUCUAAACUCUUUAAAUGAUACCCAGUGUUGGUUACCCUCUAACCAGAAUGAUUAAACAUUACACAUGUGAUGAUUCACUUUUAUAUAGCAUAUUAAAAUGAUUUCUUCCCAAAAGUGAUGGCUUCACAUCCAUUUCUAGC